Messenger RNA from Salmo salar (Atlantic salmon), 3339 nucleotides. It is a transcript of the gene grk7a, whose product is annotated as G protein-coupled receptor kinase 7a. Gene Ontology annotation, cellular component: cytoplasm. The record is from RefSeq and is a predicted model, not a curated record. Lineage: Eukaryota; Metazoa; Chordata; Actinopteri; Salmoniformes; Salmonidae. Gene Ontology annotation, biological process: protein phosphorylation; regulation of signal transduction; signal transduction. Gene Ontology annotation, molecular function: rhodopsin kinase activity; ATP binding.
UCUGCAGGUACGUGUGGUGUAGUCGCUCAUUCACACCCUGGCUUUGGAGUGAGUCGCACACUCACACAGACACGCACACUCACACAGACACGCACACUCAGAAACACACUGCACCGAGCAAGGGAUCCUAAGGAACCGCUGAAGAACCCAGUCGCGUAGGUAGAACAGAUCAGACGAAGCCGCCAAGAUGUGUGAUAUGGGGGGAUUGGAUAACCUUGUGGCCAACACGGCCUACCUGAAAGCCCAGGGUGGCGACGACAAGGAGAUGAAAAAGCGUCGCCGAAGUCUGUCACUACCCAAGCCCGAGCAGUGUACCGCCAUCAGGGAAACUCUGGAUAAGAACUUUGAGUCGCUCUGCGAGAGGCAGCCAAUCGGCAAGAGGUUUUUCCGGCAGUUCCUGACUGCUACCUCAGAGUACAUCAAUGCCGCUGAGUUCCUGGACGAGCUGAAUGACUGGGAUCUGGCGGAAGGCGCUGACAAGGACAAGCAGAGGACAAACAUGAUGAACAAGUUCUGCAAGGACACCUCCAAGAACUUCCUGACCUACCUCACUGCGGAGGUAGCCGACAAGUGCAAGGCAGUGACGGACAAUGACUUUGAUGAAGUGAUCAAUGUUAAGGUGAAGGAAGCCACACGGGAGUUUCUGAAAGGCAAACCCUUCAUGGAUUACCAAACUAGCCCCUUCUUUGACAAAUUUCUGCAGUGGAAGGAGUACGAGAAGCAGCCCAUCAGUGAUAAAACCUUCUACGAGUUCAGAACUCUGGGCAAGGGAGGUUUCGGAGAGGUAUGUGCCGUACAGGUGAAAAACACAGGCCAGAUGUACGCCUCCAAGAAGCUGUGCAAGAAACGCCUGAAGAAGAAACAUGGUGAGAAGAUGGCCCUGCUGGAGAAGCAGAUCCUGGAAAAGGUCAACAGCCUGUUCCUUGUCAACCUGGCCUACGCCUACGACACCAAGACCCAUCUGUGCCUUGUCAUGACUCUGAUGAACGGCGGUGACCUCAGGUACCACAUCUAUUACGUCAGUGAGAAGACCAAGGGUAUCGAGAUGCCACGCAUCAUCUACUACACAGCACAGAUUUGCACAGGCAUCCUUCAUCUGCAUGAUAUGGAUAUCAUAUACCGUGACAUGAAGCCAGAGAACGUGUUGCUGGACAGCUUUGGCCAGUGCCGACUCUCUGAUCUGGGUCUGGCCGUGGAGCUGCCCGCCGGAAAGACCAUCUCCCAGAAGGCUGGAACCGGAGCGUACAUGGCCCCUGAGAUCCUACAGGAUGUUCCCUAUAGGACGUCCGUGGACUGGUGGGCCCUGGGCUGCAGCAUCUACGAGAUGGUGGCCGCCUACACCCCAUUCAAGGGUCCCGAAUCCGGGAAGCAGAAGGUGGAGAAGGAGGAGGUGCAGCGUCGCAUCAUCAAUGAUGAACCCCCAUGGGAGCACAAGAACUUUGAUGCGCCCACCAAGGCCAUCAUCCAGGAGUUCCUUAAGAAGAAGACUGAUGAACGCCUGGGCUGCAAGGGAGGAGGCGAGGAUCCCCGAAAACACGAGUGGUUCAAGGCCAUCAACUUCCCUCGUCUGGAGGCUGGUUUGAUCGACCCCCCGUGGGUGCCCAAGCCCAACGUGGUGUACGCCAAGGACACUGGCGACAUUGCUGAGUUCUCUGAGAUCAAGGGCAUUGUGUUCGAUGCCAACGAUGAGAAGUUCUUCAAGGAGAUUGGCACGGGAGCCGUGGCCAUUCCAUGGCAACAGGAGAUGAUUGAAACGGGACUGUUUGACGAGCUCAAUGACCCCAACAGGAAAGAGUCCGCUGGGGGGGGUGACGACGAGGGAAAGUCUGGCACGUGCACACUGCUGUGAGCAACCAAAGUUGGCACAUAUACACACCAGUAUGUCACCAACACAUCAACUGAUUCGCUCAUGUUCUGUAAAUUACAACAACAAAAAAUUACACACAAAAAUGAUUUUACAAGGGAGGAGAGCAGCAGGAGAGAGAGAGAGAUGAGGUAUCCUUCCCUGGAACGGGUUGGUUGCCAUUGAUUUUAGUAGCCAAAUGUUCCCUGAGCUGCAGAGCAAAUAGGAGGGUAAAGGGUGGCUUUACCAAGGUUGGUAUUGUCUCUUCAGAUUUCAGCUACUUCCAGAUGUUUCACAUGAUGUAGUAGUGUCCUCCUGGCCAACAGGGGCUGCUAAGAGUAAAAUACAACAAAUUCAUAUUGUGGAUACAAAAACAUUAUAUGAUUAAUGGAUAAAUACAGGCCUCUCGUUACAUACAACCUGCACCAGAAAGAUUAGCAUAUGCAGACAGCAGUGCUAGACCUCAAACCUAGGCAAUGGCCACAAUGGAGCACGAUAUGCUGAAUUAAUUAGUUCAGGAAUAUGGUUGGGAUCUCGUUCUUGAUUGUGGUGCAUUAAUUUAAUGUGAUACGGCUACAUUUUUUUUCACUCCCCCCCACCCCACUACAUGCCUUUUGCCUCUCUAAAGGCAGAGGUGAUCACUUUUUUGGGACACAUCACCUUAUUACAAAUUUCACCUGGAAGCAAUCAAAAGCAAAUAAAUUAUAAUUUCUACCAACAGAAAUUAUUUCAAAUGAAAUGUGGCAGAGGUAACGUUUACUUACCUACAGUGACUCGUCACCUUUAAACCCAGUGAAGUCAAUCACUACAUUUCCAAGCAGAUGGACUUCACAGUCCAGCAUCUAGUUUUAUUUUAAAACGGUGUUGUAUAUGAAUAUAAAUAUGUAUAUUUAUGCACUGAGAGGGGAGAAAUCCACAGAUUAGGUGCUAGUCAGGACUGGAAGAAUGCUCAACUCUUGUGUUUGGGAAGGGUCUAUGCCCUGGUUUGUCAGGAGAGAGGAAUGUGGAGAAAAAACUGUUGGACUCUAUAUUCGAAAGUUGAACAUUUAGAGGAGUUGGGCUAGGCCCGCAAUGUGUUCUUGUACCAGCCCCCCCAAAAUGUGAAUUUUUAGGGCUUUCUUCCUCCCUGAGAUAUGUGUGCGCAACUUUAACUAGAAAAUUGCUUCCAUUGAUGUGAUUUGUCUGAAGUUCGAGAUAUAUGUACAAAUCUCAAGUUAGAAUCUAGUUAGCUAGCUAGCCUUCAAAACUUUUAACAAAAAAAAAAUCACAUUUCCCUUUUGUCUUGUCUCAAGACUUAUUUCAUAUAACUUUAAAUUGACAAACUUUCCAGAUCUUGACCAGUAUUAUGUUUUUACAGUAAAUAUGUUAAUUAUACUAUGAAUAUAAAUAUACUUGUAAAUAUAAUAUGAGAGAAAAACAUUACAUAUUCUACUGUAGGAAUGUCAGACAUUUAUCAGGGACUUGAAUUAUUUGAAUAAAAAAAUAUAUGUCUUUUA